Raphanus sativus (radish) is the source of this 1149-nucleotide messenger RNA. RefSeq lists its product as uncharacterized. The record is from RefSeq and is a predicted model, not a curated record. Lineage: Eukaryota; Viridiplantae; Streptophyta; Magnoliopsida; Brassicales; Brassicaceae. Bases 91 to 1107 code for a protein of 338 amino acids. The transcript has 8 exons.
GUAAAACCGUAAAAUUUCAGACAAAAAAAAGUUUGGUGAAGAGGUAGUUCUUUCUCUCUGUCUGAGAAAGCUCGAGCUUCACGCACGAUAAUGGCUUCUUCUUCUCUUGUCUCGUUCCCAUGCCUCUCCUCUCUCAAAAUGACAUUCAAGCCAAUGGCAGCUCUCAGCAAAUCCUCCACAACAUAUGAGCUGAAGAAGGGUCAGAACCGUCUUUACCAUAAGCUUCAGUCUGGUCUAAAAAUGGAGGUCAUCGAGCAGAGAAAACAGGAAGACGAAAAAAGAAGAAGCGAGAAAGAGAACCCACCAUUGGUUUUUGUACAUGGAAGCUACCACGCAGCUUGGUGCUGGGCUGAGCAUUGGUUACCUUUCUUCUCUUCUUCUGGGUUUGAUUCUUAUGCCAUCAGCUUAUUAGGUCAGGGUGAAAGUGAUGAACCUUUGGGGACAGUUGCUGGAACACUUGAGACGCACGCAAGUGAUAUUGCGAACUUCAUCGAAUCAAACCUUAGCUCUUCGCCUCCUGUUCUUAUCGGUCAUUCUUUUGGAGGGCUCAUUGUUCAAUAUUACUUGGCGAAUAUCUCAAAUAAAAAGUCGUUAGGAGCUACAUAUGCAUAUCCAGACCUUUCAGGGGCUGUACUAGUUUGUUCGGUGCCACCUUCGGGUAAUAGCGGGUUAGUGUUACGCUAUCUCUUUUCUAAACCCGUAGCAGCCUUUAAGGUAACUCUCAGUUUAGCCGCUAAGCGUUUUCAGACAUCUAUUCCUCUUUGUCGGGAAACCUUCUUUUCUUCAGCCAUGGAUGAUCACCUUGUGCAGCGUUACCAGGAUCUGAUGAAAGAGAGUUCAAGGAUGCCAUUGUUUGAUCUCAAAAAGCUAAACGCAUCACUUCCGGUACCAAAACCAAAGAAAAAUUCGACAAAAGUUUUGGUUUUAGGUGCCAAAGAUGAUUUCAUAGUGGACGACGAAGGACUAAAGGAAACCGGGAGGUUCUAUGAUGUUGAACCGGUUUGUAUUGAAGGUGUUGCUCAUGAUAUGAUGCUAGAUUGUUCAUGGGAGAAAAGUGCUGAGGUUCUUUUGUAUUGGCUAUCUAAGCCAAGAAAUGUAUCUGCUUAACCGAACUGAACCAAGAUUUUCAGUUUGUGCGUUUGAUCAGCA